AUGGAUAACAAAAGUUUUUGUGUUUUGGACAACGUUAAAAAGUUAAUUUUACACUAUUUCACACCAAGUGCUUCGAUCAACGAUACAGGUAAAUUACUUCGUGAACUGAAGAAGGUUUCGGUUCUAGAUUCAAGAAUUGGACAGUUGAGAUUCCCACUUACUCCUCAACAAUCUGCUCUUAAAAAAUGGAACGAUAUGCAUGUGCAAGCUCGACUUGAGAAGUAUUUUUACGAUACAAAGAAGUUUCCCCUUCUAAAUAAGUGGAGUGCGGAAGCAUUCAAAUAUUGUGUUUUAUUGACCUACGUGGAAAGGAACAAUGUCAUCGAAAGGAAAAAGAACUGGUGGCGAGAUUUUAAACGCUUAUAA
Lodderomyces orthopsilosis Co 90-125 is the source of this 366-nucleotide messenger RNA. Its product is annotated as esterase. The record is from RefSeq and is a predicted model, not a curated record. The coding region runs from base 1 to 366 and encodes 121 amino acids. Lineage: Eukaryota; Fungi; Ascomycota; Pichiomycetes; Serinales; Debaryomycetaceae. The transcript has a single exon.